AUGGAGUACUUGUUGACAAGAAACAAUACAAAUGGCGCAAAUGUAGGUGUGAUUCCUAUUGUGGGCAUGGGAGGGGUUGGUAAAACCACUCUUGCUCAGCUUAUCUACAAAGACAGAAGGGUAGAUGAGUGCUUCGAGCUCAAAGCCUGGGUCUGGGCUUCUCAACAAUUUGACGUCACCAGGAUAGUUGAUGAUGUUCUUAAGAAGAUCAACGCAGGUACUUGCGGCACCAAAGAACCAGAUGAAUCUCUAAUGGAGUAUGCGGAGCCUGGAAGUAAGAUUGUCGUGACAACACGGAAUGAAGAUGUAGCAAAAGGCACGCAAACUGUCAUCCCCUCUCACUAUUUGAAGGGAAUAUGCGAUGAAGAUUGCUGGCAGAUGUUUGCAAGGCAUGCAUUUAGCGGUGCAAGUUCUGGAGCAGUCUCGCACUUGGAAACAUUUGGCAGAGAAAUAGCGAGAAAGUGCAAAGGUUUACCGCUGGCAGCGAAAACUCUUGGGGGUCUUUUGCACUCUGUAGGAGAUGUCAAGCAAUGGGAGCAGAUAUCCAAGAGCAGGAUGGAUUAUGUAUUUGAGAAGAAUCGAGUAAUCACUUCAUGGAUGGCACAAGGUUUUCUAGUCCAGUCCAGGGGCGAUGAGGAGAUGGAAGAAAUAGGUGACAAAUACUUCAAUGACCUUGUCUCCAGGUCAUUGUUUCAGCAAUCACUUUACGCCCCAUCAUAUUUCAGCAUGCACGACCUCACAAGUGAUCUAGCUGAAUACAUGUCAGGAGAAUUCUGCUUUAAGUUUGUUAUGGAUGGAGAAUCAAGCUCUGGGUUGGAGGGUGAAAAUUCAGGCAGGCUUCCAGAAAGGACUCGUCAUUUAUCAAUCACUUCAACACUAUAUGAUGGGGUCUCUAAGAUAUUUCCUCGCAUUCAUGGAGUCCAACAUUUGCGCACCUUGUCUCCACUAACAUACGUGGGGGGGAUUGAUAGUGAGGUGCUGAAUGACAUGUUGACAAAUCUUAAGCGCUUGCGAACGCUAUCUUUAUAUCGGUGGAGCUAUAAAUCUUCUCAGUUGCCCAAUUCCGUUGGCGACUUGAAACAUUUGCGGCACUUGGACCUUUCUCAGACAUUAAUUAAACGGUUGCCGGAAAGUGUGAGCACCUUGUACUAUUUGCAAACUCUAUUGUUAAGAGAGUGUCGACAUCUCAUGGAGUUGCCAUCCAACAUUUCCAACUUGGUCAACUUACAACAUCUUGAUAUUGAAGGGACAAAUUUGAAAGAGAUGCCACCAAAAAUGGGGAAACUCACGAAGCUUCGAACUUUGCAAUAUUACGUUGUGGGAAAAGAGAGCGGGCCUAGCAUGAAAGAGUUGGGGAAGCUCUCAAAUAUAAGGAAAAAACUUUCUCUUCGGAAUCUCAGAGAUGUUGCAAAUGCUCAAGAUGCUUUGGAUGCCAAUUUGAAGGGUAAGAAGAAGAUUGAGGAGUUGGGGUUGAUGUGGGAUGGCAAUACGGAUAACACACAACACGAGAGAGAAGUACUUGAGAGAUUGGAGCCUUCUGAAAAUGUGAAACAGCUUGUCAUUACUGGUUAUGGGGGUACGAUGUUUCCAGGUUGGUUUGGAAACUCUUCUUUCUCAAAUAUGGUAGCGUUGACACUUUCUGGAU
Populus euphratica (Euphrates poplar) is the source of this 1645-nucleotide messenger RNA. RefSeq names its product putative disease resistance RPP13-like protein 1. The record is from RefSeq and is a predicted model, not a curated record. The transcript has 3 exons. The annotation marks the transcript as partial. NCBI's taxonomy places the organism in Eukaryota, Viridiplantae, Streptophyta, Magnoliopsida, Malpighiales, Salicaceae. Gene Ontology annotation, molecular function: ADP binding.